CUCGACCGCGCUCGGGUCCACAGCUCUAUGGGGAAAGCGGCCGCUCUGAGCCGAGGCGGCGGCUGCGCUGGCCGCUCCCGCGGGCUGUCGUCGCUGUUCACGGUUGUCCCCUGCCUGUCCUGCCACACGGCGGCGCCGGGCAUGAGCUCGUCUACAUCCGGCUCAGGGCCGGAGCCCAAGCCCCAGCUCCAGCCUGUGCAGGCACCAGAGCGGGAGUUGCUGUCCGAACAGGUGUGCAAGCCAGUUUUUGAACCGGUGCCGAGAUCUGAACCCGGGCCCCAGACGACGUCUGAGCCAGGGCCCUCGGGGGCUGGGCAGGAAUCGGAGCUACAGGAUUUAUGGCUGGAGUCAGAGGCGGGCCCAAGAGCAGGUGCUGGGCCCUUCACCAAAAUCUCAUCGGAGGAGCUAACCUCUCUGGGGUCAACUGUAGGCAACGCGCCCCUGGCCAAGCCUGAGCCCAGGUCGGUGUCCAAGCCCCAGCCGCUUCAGCGACCAGGACAGGCGAAGACUUCUGUCGGGAGUCCAGUUUCAGGGGCUGGUGUCCCAAUGGUCGCACCACCUCUGGACAGCUACAAGGGCUGGCUCCUCAAGUGGACUAAUUACCUGAAAGGCUACCAGCGCCGCUGGUUCGUGCUGGGCAAUGGCCUGCUGUCCUACUACAGAAACCAGGGUGAAAUGGCCCACACCUGCCGUGGAACCAUCAACCUGGCCUCCGCACACAUCGACACAGAGGACUCUUGUGGAAUCUUGCUAUGCAACGGAGCGAGGACCUACCACCUCAAGGCCAGCUCUGAGGUGGAGCGGCAGCAGUGGAUCACCGUUCUGGAGCUGGCCAAGGCCAAGGCUAUCCGAGUGAUGAAAACUCAGUCAGAUGAUUCCGGGGAUGACGACGAAGAGCCUGCCGCCCCAGGUGACAAGAGUGAGCUCCACCACACCCUUAAGAACCUCUCAUUGAAGUUAAAUGACCUCAGCACAUGCAAUGACCUCAUUGCUAAGCAUGGCGCCGCGCUCCAGCGCUCCCUGAACGAGCUGGACAGCCUCAAGAUCCCAUCGGAGAGCGGGGAGAAGCUGAAGGCUGUGAACGAGCGGGCCACCCUCUUCCGCAUCACCUCAAAUGCUAUGAUCAACGCCUGCAAGGACUUUCUGGAACUAGCGGAGAUUCACAGCCGGAGAUGGCAGAAGGCUCUGAAUUAUGAGCAGGAGCAGCGCGCCCACCUGGAGGAGACCAUUGAGCAGCUCGCCAAACAGCAUAACAGCCUUGAGAGAGCCGUUUGCAACACCCCCGGCGGGCCGGUGGACCCCAGCAAGAGCCUCAGUGAGGGAAGCUUCCUGACCUCCAAAGGAGAGAACAGUGAAGAAGAUGAAGAUACUGAGUACUUCGAUGCCAUGGAGGACUCUGCAUCUUUCAUCACUGUAAUCACCGAGUCCAAGGAAGACAGAAAAGCCGAGGGUGGAACUGGGUCAACCUCUGUGGACUGGACCCCAGCAGAUAAUCAGGUGUUAGAUGGUGCCUCCUUUGUGCCCAAGGAUUCAUGCAAAGUUAAACGGCGGGCCCGCAUCCCUGAUAAGCCCAACUACAGCCUUAACCUCUGGAGCAUCAUGAAGAACUGCAUCGGCCGGGAGCUCUCCCGGAUCCCCAUGCCGGUGAACUUCAAUGAGCCCUUGUCCAUGCUCCAGCGACUCACCGAGGACCUGGAGUACCACCACCUACUGGACAAGGCGGUGCACUGCACUAGCUCGGUGGAGCAGAUGUGCCUGGUGGCCGCCUUCUCCGUCUCCUCCUACUCCACCACGGUGCACCGCAUCGCCAAGCCCUUCAACCCGAUGCUGGGGGAGACCUUUGAGUUGGACCGCCUGGAGGACAUGGGCCUGCGCUCCCUCUGUGAGCAGGUGAGCCACCACCCCCCAUCUGCUGCCCACCACGUGUUCUCUAAGCAUGGCUGGAGCCUCUGGCAGGAAAUCACCAUCGCCAGCAAGUUCCGGGGGAAAUACAUCUCCAUCAUGCCACUUGGUGCCAUCCACUUAGAAUUCCAGGCCAGUGGCAAUCACUACGUGUGGAGGAAGAGUACCUCGACUGUGCACAACAUCAUCGUGGGCAAGCUCUGGAUUGACCAGUCAGGGGACAUUGAGAUUGUGAACCAUAAGACCAAGGACCGGUGCCAGCUGAAGUUCGUGCCCUACAGCUACUUCUCCAAAGAAGCAGCCCGAAAGGUGACUGGAGUGGUGAGUGAUGGUAAUGGCAAGGCCCACUACGUGCUGUCAGGCUCCUGGGACGAGCAGAUGGAGUACUCUAAGAUCGUGCACAGCAGCCCCAGCUCUGAUGGGAAGCAAAAAACCGUCUACCAGACGCUGCCUGCCAAGCUGCUAUGGAGGAAAUACCCACUGCCGGAGAACGCGGAGAACAUGUACUAUUUCUCGGAGCUGGCCCUGACCCUCAACGAGCAGGAGGACGGUGUAGCGCCCACCGACAGCCGCCUGCGGCCCGACCAGCGACUGAUGGAGAAGGGGCGCUGGGACGAGGCCAACACUGAGAAGCAGCGGCUGGAGGAGAAGCAGCGCCUAUCCCGCCGACGGCGGCUGGAGACGUGCGCAGCGAGCUGCGGCGGCGAGGAUGAGAAGGAGUCAGACUGCUAUACGCCGCUGUGGUUCGAGAAGAGGCUGGACCCGCUGACCGGGGAGAUGGCCUGCAUGUACAAGGGCGGCUACUGGGAGGCCAAGGAGAAGAAGGACUGGCACAUGUGCCCCAACAUCUUCUGAGCCACUCCUGCGGCAAAUACAGCGCCUGCACAGCCCUCGGCCUGUUCUUUAAUGCACCCAAUUUAGUACUGAACCACACCUGUGCACACGGGCACACACACACACACACACACACACACACACACACACACACUCCUUUUUCCUAAAGGGGGCUCCCACCUUAGAAGGAGUAAGGGCUGACCUGGGUUUUCUCCAGCCCCCAGGUCGCCAGCCCGUUAUCGUUGACUUGGGCCCCAUGGGCACCCUAGUUCCCGGUUACCACACCUCAGGCUGGCCGCCUGGGCCAUGGGCUGCUCAGGUCACUAACCCCAACCCAGGGAGAAACUACCCCCUCCUAGGGAGCCUCUUUUGACUUUUUUAAGAAAAGAAAAAAAACAAAAACAAAACAACAACAAAAACAACUCCCAUUUCUUUCUAACGAUGAGGUUUAGUAACUUUUUAGCACAUCACUUAGAAGACUUGCUUUCCAAGUGUGCGUUCUUGCCACAAAACUGUCCUGGCAAGAAACGCUCUUCUAAAGACAUAAGGAAGCCAGGCCCCUUUGAGUGGGGAGCACUUCUAACAGCUAGGUUUUGUAUCUGGCUGUCCAAGUUCCAGGAGUUCAAAUGCACAGAGACCGUGGGAAGCCCGCCUGACCUCCACAGGUGGGGGGCUCCCUGGAGGGACGACCCACGAUGUGAGCAGGGAGGCAGUUGAAGGCUGCCCCCAAGUGGGCAGACAGCAGCAGCCCCUGCCAGGCCUUGGCCAUGCUGGGACAGUGCCCCAGCCCCCAGAAGGCCAAGAAGGGCUGAAAGGCAGGGCCCCCAAAUCAGCAAUAAGGAACAAACCCUUCACUUAGCCUGGGCUGGUGACCCAGGCUCCAGACACCUGGCCUCUCGCCUUGUCCUUAGGCAUCAGGGGUGCCUCAUCUCAGCACUCCUGACAUCUUUAUUUGCCUAAUUUAUAUAUAUGAUAUAUAAAUAUAUAUAAAAUAGCUAUUUUGCUUAAAUUUCUAUGAUAUGUGAAAGUGAAAAAUGAUGAAGACAGGGUGUGCCUGUCUGAGUUUGGCUCCUGUUGGCUGUGCCCCGCCCUCCCCUUGUACCCCUUCCAGUGGCUCCUGCCAACCUUGGAAAUGAAACAUGUGACCCUCAGACCCUCUGACUCUAACCUGUCCCUUCAGUUUGGUCUGGAAAGGUAAUUGCAAGGCCUUUCUUUCUACUCCAGGGCUGGUUUUUUAUUAAAAAAGAAAAAAAUGAAAA
This is a messenger RNA of Peromyscus maniculatus bairdii (prairie deer mouse), 3995 nucleotides long. RefSeq names its product oxysterol binding protein 2 (gene Osbp2). NCBI's taxonomy places the organism in Eukaryota, Metazoa, Chordata, Mammalia, Rodentia, Cricetidae. The record is from RefSeq and is a predicted model, not a curated record. Gene Ontology annotation, molecular function: cholesterol binding. Gene Ontology annotation, cellular component: plasma membrane; perinuclear endoplasmic reticulum; cytosol.